GGGAAACUAUUGACAGAAAUGGCGGUAGUGCCAGACGUAAUAAAUGAUUUGAUUGAAUCCAACUGUAUUGGCCAUUUUACAAAGCUAUUAAUGAGAGAGGAAGAUAUUUUCAUGCAGGAAUACCUUUCUGCAGUGCUCGCAAAAUUAUCCGAAGAUCCAUACGGUAAUGCUCUUCUGGCAAAUCAUUUAAACGCGAGCAUUCUUUUUGAAAGAUUUCAAUCACCAGAUCCGGAUAUAAAAAAGCAUAAUCUCGAGAUUUUGCAUAAUUUAAUGCAUGAUCCUAUAGCUGCAUAUGAAAUUUCAAAAAGCAAGAAAUUUAAUUUUUCUGCGCUGUAUCAACACUUUGAAUCAUCGUAUCCAGAAAUUCAACAUCUUGCGCUAGACGUAACUGCUGAUUUAAUCGGCAGGAAUAAAGAUAAAGAUAUACAAUCUUUAUUUCAUGAAACAAACGGAGUUAAAAUGCUACUAGAUUUUUUGAAAAAUGACGAGUGGAAUGAUUUGCACGUUAAAGCUCUAAACAUAUUACGUUUUGCUGCCGAAAAUCCAGUUGUCGUAGAUGAACUUAUUGAAAGUGGAAGUAUUCCACAAAUAUUAUAUUACAUAAAGCAUAUGGAAAAUCCGAAACUUUUUAUAGAAGCGCUCAGAAUUCUUGUACAUGUUGCAAAUACCUUCAAGGGAAGAAAAGAUUAUCUGUGGCAAAUGUUAAAACACUCGAUAGAACAAGUUCCUGUAGAAACUUGUAUUGUUGCUCUUGAAGUUCUGCUUGCCAUGGCACGACAUCUAACUUUCAGAGAUACAAUGAUUAAUUUUGACACUAUUGACACAAUUUGUUUGCUUUUAGAGUCAACUUAUCCAUUUGUCGAUGAAUUUAAAAUCGCUUGCUGCAAGUUACUUUCUGCACUAUGCUUAGAAGAAAGUGGACGGCAUUAUUUUCUCAAAGCAAAAGGAUUCCAAAGAAUAUUCACUUUCAUUACUGAUGCUUAUUCAGUUUCAGUAAGAAACGCUACGCUACAGUUAAUACAAGCAAUUUCUACAGAUUUAACUGUAGCAAAAUUCUUCGUAGAAAAUAAAUAUCUUUUGUACAUGUUGAAUAAUCGUUUAUCUUCAAAAACGAUUCCUUUAUGGGACACUUGCAUUGAGAUUCUUCUUAAAUCGCAUUUACCGACUAAAUUCGCUCUUACGGGACGCUUGCCUUUACAUGAUCUUACUCAGAAUGGAUUUUAUGUCUCAAAAACGAAUAUAUGCCCAUCUCCCAUAUUGGAUGAUAUUUUCCGAAUCAAAUUUUGUUCCUUAGAGCCCAUUUAUGUGGUAAAUUAUUUGCAAUUAUCAACAUCGAACACUUUACAGAACGAGAUCACUUUCGAAAGAGACAUAAAUGCGUGGCUCGAAUCGAACUUCGGUCGAUUGCAAUGUGAUCCACAUUUUUCUGAAUAUGUGGAACUUUUCAAACGUAUGCUCUUAGCAAAGGAAUCAAAAGAUGUUCCAGCAACAGAAAGAAAUAUAGAUCGAAAUAUCCAAUACGUUCUCUCGCGUGCAAAAAUGUUAGCUGUAUUUGUGGCGCGUCAAAUGUCUGGUGUCGAUUCAGCGGGAAUUAGGUACAUCGAUCAGCAACUUGAAGUUCAUUUGAAGCAAAUUAAGAAAUGUUUAGAAACGAACAUGAUUCCGCUUGGGCAACUUCGUGUUGGUUCUUAUCUCGAGCGAGCUAUGCUUUUCAAGGCGAUAGCUGAUAGAAUAUGCCUUCCAACAGCUUUCGUACGUGGGGAAUACGGUGUCUCAUGGAUUGAAAUAGCCAUACCUCAAAUGGAAAACUCAAAUGAAGAAGGAUUAUUUGAUGCUCAUUUGGAUGAAAAUAAUGAAGAUUAUGAAAAAAGAAUUAUGACCGAAUUAUUAGGCAAGUCAAAUGUCUUCACAUAUCAGAACGGACAUGAGAGAGAAAAAAUUUCUCUCUCUCGAAAUUAUCAAUCAACGAUUUACCCAACCAAGCUUAUGAAACCAAAUUUUAUCGUUGAUUUGAUGGAUACACCGGGAGAUUUGAUCCCAAUCGGAAGUCCUCGUUCAAAAGUAUAUACAAUACUAUAUUAA
Molecule: messenger RNA, 2082 nt
Organism: Acromyrmex echinatior (Panamanian leafcutter ant)
Lineage: Eukaryota; Metazoa; Arthropoda; Insecta; Hymenoptera; Formicidae
Product: armadillo repeat-containing protein 3
Source: RefSeq, a predicted model, not a curated record